Messenger RNA from Penicillium daleae, 348 nucleotides. RefSeq lists its product as uncharacterized. The record is from RefSeq and is a predicted model, not a curated record. The transcript has a single exon. Bases 1 to 348 code for a protein of 115 amino acids. NCBI's taxonomy places the organism in Eukaryota, Fungi, Ascomycota, Eurotiomycetes, Eurotiales, Aspergillaceae.
AUGUCGUCCACCACCACCUCCCUCGACCGCUACAAACUAAUCUUCUUCGUGCCCCCCUCCCACCUCGAACCCUGCAAAGAAGCCAUCUUCGUCACGGGCGCCGGCACCUUUCCCGGUGGCAAGUACACCAAGUGCUGCUUCCAGACGCGUGGACAGGGCCAAUUCCUACCGAAUGAGGGGGCGAAUCCGGCCAUUGGAGCCGUUGGAAGGGUUGAGCAGUGUGAGGAGGUCAAGGUUGAGAUUAUGUGUUUGGGGAGGUCGGUUAUGCUGGAUGCAGUGAGGGAGUUGGUGAAGGCGCAUCCGUAUGAGGAGGUUGCGUAUGAGGUUUAUCGGAUGGAGGAUGUGUAG